GAUUACACACUCUUAAUUGGAGUUACACACAGCUUAAUUAAGAACACCCUCUUAGCUUGCGGCCAAACGAUUUCUAACCUAAAAAAUGAACACACUUGUUCACCGUAAUAGAGUAAACUCGUACUCUCUAAAAUAGAAAAAUCUAUGAACUAGAAUUCUUCUCUCAUAAACAGCUAACCUGAGCAAGCACAUAUUCAAUCCCUUUUAUAUUCGUGGGAUUAAAAGAUCUUCUAGGUUUCCUUUUUUUUCUUGAUUUGCUCAUAUCUUCCAAAUAUUGUAGAUCUUCGGCUGCACGAAACUUCUACAUCAGCUGCAUCAGCUGCCAAUAUCUUCAUCAAUAUAUUCAGUAGAUCACUUGGUCCACGUCAUCAAUUAAUGCUUCUUUAAUGUUUAGUCUCACCAAAACAGCUUCUUUCUUGUUCCAGCAAUUCUGAAACCUCAACACUCUUAUCUUCUGCUCAGUCCCCACUGAAACCGCACUUACAGAAAACAACAUGAUUUAAAAGUUGAUUAUGUCGUUGACAUUUUCAUUGUUAAUUAACAUCGUUGGUCUUGUCACACGAACUUCAGUAUUGGGUUGAUAUCGCAUGGUUUUCCGUGGCAGUAUUAUUUUUAGAUAGAGGCUUUUUAAUUAUUUUAGAAUCUCUUUUUUUUUUUUUUUUUGUCAAACAAUUAUGUCAGGUAGCUGAGUAUCUUUUAGUUUACUUAGCAUGUGUGGCCAUGUGUUCUGCAAUACUUCAUGUAGCUGGCAAUCUUUUUUCCAUCUCUAAAACGAUUUAAAUAGUGUUAAACUGUCCAUUUUGAUUUCAUGAAAACACCAAAUGUUAGGCUGUGUAUCCUCAAAAUACUGACUUGCAUUGCGAAUUGACAUGAUAUCUCCUCAGAUUAAAUGGACCACGAGCUAAAAAAGUCAUUAUCGACCGCUAACUAGUGCGAAUUAAAAAUAAAAUAAAAAAUGAACCAAAUGAGACUUCAUAGCAAGGACCGAUUUAAUGAGAGCGGGAAACAAAUGCUUGAUUAGCUUCCUCUCAAGGUUGGCUUUGCUUCGGGUUUAUGUUGUCAUAGCCAUCCACUGUGAUGGUUAAUGGCAGAUUAACAACAAAAGCAUCAAUGAAAUUGGAAAGUGCACGACCCGCUAAGAAAAAAAAAAAAAAUUGCUAAUUGAGUUCUUAAAAUAUGGGUUAUAAACUUAUAAACCCCAUUAGUCGUUUGACAUCUAUUUGUUAAUUCUUCUAUUUCUGCCAACACCUAAUUUGAUAGGAAUCUAUCAUGUUUCUAUUUUUAGGGAAGAAACAAAUAGUAAAAGAUUGCUAAGAGUUAGAACAUUAAUUUUGUAAGAUAUUAGAUGAAGUAACAAAAGUUUUCCUAAUAUAGAUUAAGUUGACGGACACGGUGGUGAACCAAUGAAUUUUAACAUCAAUGAUUAAAAAAGGUUUAACCAAUCAUUCCUCUAUUGCUUCCUGCCACAUCUAUAUUUGCAUCACACGAUCGUUCUUAAGCUAAAACCAAACCCCUUUCAAUUUCAAUCUAAUUUCAAUCAUCCUCUUUUUUUUCCUCACCUCAGGAAUUACUCAAUUUAAAGUUGUAAAUUUUUUUGAGGAGAACAAGAAGGUGGUAGUACCAUUUUCACAAUGUUUGCGGAAGCGGAUAGCAUUCCUAGGGCAAAAUAUGCCAAUAUGAUGCAUUCUGAUCCGAAUCUUUCCUCCACGAUGACCAACCAAACAGAGGAAGAGUACGGUAUACGGAAUAGCAGUGCAUCUGCGGUUGGCACGGGAAUGUAUGAUAGAAUGAGUUGUGAAGGCUCUCCAAUGAUGAUGUCUCCUUGGAACCAAGCAACUCCAUUUACUCAAACACAAUGGUCUAGUGUAGAAGAAAAUCUACCACAAAAUGGCCUUAUUGGCUCGCUUGUCCGUGAAGAAGGUCACAUUUAUUCAUUAGCGGCGACGAAAGAUCUUCUUUAUACUGGUUCCGAUAGCAAAAACAUACGUGUGUGGAAGAAUCUAAAGGAGUUCAGUGCAUUCAAAUGUAACAGUGGAUUGGUAAAGGCCAUUGUUAUUUCAGGGGAGAAGAUUUUCACAGGUCACCAAGAUGGAAAGAUUCGAGUUUGGAAAGUAUCUCCUAAGAACCAGAGCUUGCACAAACGUUCUGGAACAUUACCAACUUUGAAAGAUAUAUUCAAGGCAUCUCUUAAACCAAGAAAUUAUGUUGAGGUGAAGAAACACCGCACCGCUCUUUGGAUCAAACACGCCGAUGCUGUUUCAUGUUUAAGCCUAAAUGAUGAACAAGGCUUGUUGUAUUCUGCUUCAUGGGACCGGACCAUUAAGGUGUGGAGGAUUGCUGAUUCAAAAUGUCUAGAAUCAAUCCCAGCUCAUGAUGAUGCUGUAAACUCAGUGGUAUCAACAACGGAAGCGAUUGUUUUUUCUGGAUCAGCCGAUGGGACAGUCAAGGCAUGGAAGAGAGACCAACAAGGAAAAUACACAAAGCAUACACUAUUGCAAACAUUAACAAAGCAAGAGAGUGCAGUCACAGCUUUGGCUGUAAGCAAGAAUGGCGCAGCAGUGUACUUCGGUUCGAGUGAUGGUUUGGUCAAUUUUUGGGAGAGGGAGAAACAGUUGAACUACGGUGGCAUUCUCAAGGGCCACAAGCUUGCUGUUCUUUGCCUAGAAGUGGCAGGGAGUCUUGUGUUUAGCGGAUCUGCUGAUAAGACAAUAUGUGUGUGGAAGAGAGAUGGAAAUAUUCAUACAUGCCUCUCUGUACUAACAGGUCACACAGGUCCUGUAAAAUGUUUGGCAGUAGAAGCAGAUCGUGAAGCCUCAGAACGUCGAGACAAAAAAUGGAUUGUAUAUAGUGGAAGCUUGGAUAAGUCAGUGAAAGUAUGGGGAGUUUCAGAAUCAUUCAUUGACAUGAACCAGAUGAGUAUGAUGCAACAGCAACAACAACAUGUUAUAUCACAUUCUGAACCUUUCAUGUCUGAUGGCAGUUUCUCUUCAUCAGCUGGUGGAGCUAGCAGUCAUCGAAGACACUAAUCAUGGUUUGUUAUUUGCCUUUCAAAAUACCAACUCUGUCUAAAUUAUUCAUUUGUUUUAUUGUUAAAUUUGAAUUAAAAAAAGAAAGAAAGAAACUUCUAGUUUUAUGAUGCAGUAUUGUACAAUAUGGAGUUGAGUUUGAACUACUUCUUUUUUUGUUUAUUAUAAAGGUUUUUUGUAAUUUUCUUGUAUUUUGUGAUGGAAACCUGUAACUCUUUCAAACUUGAUAAUAAUUAUUACUGUUGUAAACU
Molecule: messenger RNA, 3277 nt
Organism: Arabidopsis lyrata subsp. lyrata
Lineage: Eukaryota; Viridiplantae; Streptophyta; Magnoliopsida; Brassicales; Brassicaceae
Product: protein JINGUBANG
Exons: 1
Coding region: 1632-3026 (464 amino acids)
Molecular function (GO): protein binding
Source: RefSeq, a predicted model, not a curated record